Messenger RNA from Macrobrachium nipponense, 378 nucleotides. RefSeq lists its product as uncharacterized. The coding region runs from base 34 to 378 and encodes 114 amino acids. The transcript has 2 exons. The record is from RefSeq and is a predicted model, not a curated record. NCBI's taxonomy places the organism in Eukaryota, Metazoa, Arthropoda, Malacostraca, Decapoda, Palaemonidae.
AAUGGAAAGGAAUAUCAUUAUGAAAACAUUUAGAUGUAUUUAACGCUUUCCUCAUCAACAGGUUCUGUAGGAGAGUUAAGAAAAGGAAUUGACAAAAUGAAUCACCACAGCUGUAGCACUUCCAGGAGUGAUAGCCCACUGGAGUCUUCAGAGCGAAAAAAGAAGCAUAAGAAAAAAGACAAGGAAAAAAAGGAAAAGGAUGAUGAGAAAUCAGGGAAAAAGCACAAGAAGAAGAGUAAAGAUAAAACCAAAGAUGUGGAAAAAGAUGGAGAAAAGAAGAAGAAAAAGAAGAAGAGGGAUAAAGAAAAGGAUGAAUUAGAGGAGUUCUUUGGAGGCUCACCUGAGAAGGAAUUUGAUGAAGCUUAUGAAGCCAUCUAA